This is a messenger RNA of Felis catus (domestic cat), 1160 nucleotides long. RefSeq names its product nudix hydrolase 21 (gene NUDT21). Bases 161 to 844 code for a protein of 227 amino acids. Gene Ontology annotation, cellular component: mRNA cleavage factor complex. Gene Ontology annotation, molecular function: mRNA binding. The record is from RefSeq and is a predicted model, not a curated record. Lineage: Eukaryota; Metazoa; Chordata; Mammalia; Carnivora; Felidae. The transcript has 7 exons.
GCUCCGGAUGCACUUCCGGCGUGCCUUUACCUCCUCUUGCGCUCUCAUGUUAAUGGCGGGUGGCGUCUGCUGAGGAGAACGCGAAUAACCGCUCCCGGCACAGGGAAAGUCUCCCUGCCUGCCCCAUUUCCUCUCGCCGCCAGUAUUCGAGCUAGUCAGCAUGUCCGUGGUGCCGCCCAAUCGCUCACAAACCGGCUGGCCCCGAGGGGUCAACCAGUUCGGCAACAAGUACAUCCAGCAGACGAAGCCCCUCACCCUGGAGCGAACCAUCAAUCUGUACCCUCUUACCAAUUAUACUUUUGGUACAAAAGAGCCCCUCUAUGAGAAGGACAGCUCUGUUGCAGCCAGAUUUCAGCGCAUGAGGGAGGAAUUUGAUAAAAUUGGAAUGAGAAGGACCGUAGAAGGGGUUCUGAUUGUCCAUGAACACCGGCUACCACAUGUGUUACUGCUGCAGCUGGGCACAACUUUCUUCAAAUUACCUGGUGGUGAACUUAACCCUGGAGAAGAUGAAGUUGAAGGACUAAAACGCUUAAUGACAGAGAUACUGGGUCGUCAAGAUGGAGUCCUGCAAGACUGGGUCAUUGAUGACUGCAUUGGUAACUGGUGGAGACCAAAUUUUGAACCUCCUCAGUAUCCGUAUAUUCCUGCACAUAUUACAAAGCCUAAGGAACAUAAGAAGUUAUUUUUGGUUCAACUUCAAGAGAAAGCCUUGUUUGCAGUCCCUAAAAAUUACAAGCUUGUAGCUGCACCAUUGUUUGAAUUAUAUGACAAUGCACCAGGAUAUGGACCCAUCAUUUCCAGUCUCCCUCAGCUUCUGAGCAGGUUCAAUUUUAUAUACAACUGAAUUCCUGCACAGUGGAGAAGUAAAAGAAGCCGUCUCUGUGAGCACAGCUAUAACACAUUGUAGAAUAAACAUGGUAGACAAGGUUUUUUUUGGUUUUGUUUUGUUUUGUUUUUUAUCUCUUCCCCAAUCCCUAAAUUGCUACCUACUUUCUGUUUGAAUAGUAAAGUUAAUAUGAAGAACUAGAUAGUGGUGUAAACAAAUGUGAUAAAGUUUAAUUUACUUUUGGUUCUACUCCUACUUUUUGUACAACAUUAAAGAGUAUGGACUUCUUUCUAUUUGUAUUUUUGUUUUUCACAUUAAACUUGGAAAAUUCUUA